AUGAUCGGGGAGCUCCGCCCCGUGGAGGGGCAAGAUAGUAUGGUUUCUUCUCCCCCCUCAAUCGAUAAACACGACAAAGCAGAUGUACAAAUGCAAGAUGUUAUCGAUUCAAGUACAGUGAGUACAAGAACGGGGAGUCGAACAACACGGUGGCAUUGGGAACGAUAUUUCGUCUACUUUUUGACUUUGGGGGUGGCAACUGCGCUCCUUUUCACGAUAUUUCCUAGAGUGCCAGAGGCUGUGUAUGGGCGUUUGCCUGUUUCAAAGGAAAGCAGAGAUUAUCGGGGGGGUUCUCAUAGUACCCAGCCAUCGGUGUUGCCGCCGAGUUCUGCGGUUGAACCCCAGCAGCAAAAGCAGGGUGAAGGCGGGCAAGCACCCUCAGCAGGAGGCGAGGAGGACACGACGAAAGCGACCGGAACUGAAUCUAGUCUUGAAGACCAGAUUCCCCUCUAUGACGCGUGGGGAUUGCCGAUGCUUGAUGAGUUUCUGAAUCUAGUCUUGAAGACCAGAUUCCCCUCUAUGACGCGUGGGGAUUGCCGAUGCUUGAUGAGUUUGAGAAAACGCUCACUCCAGAAGCAAGACGAGGAAAAGAGGAAAUUGCAGCAUUUCUUGCAAAGAAUAGCUUACGCGAGGAUCUAUCAGCUGAUGGAGAGGCUUUACGGGGCGGUUAUAGAUCUAUAUGUAGAAGCAGGGAGUGUUGUAAAGAAAGCGCGGGAGUACAUGGCUCGCCGUUUGCUACAAAUUGUUCUUAAAAUUCAACAAGCUGGCCUCAGCCACAACGACCUAAAAUGGGAUAAUAUGUUGCUGCGGUCAGACGGCUCUUUCGUUAUCUCUGAUCUGGGCUCAGCCCUCUCAUUCGGAAGCCCAUGCAGAAAACUCACACUUUUCACGCCGCAGUACCGGGAGCCCCAGCUAGCUUUGCGGCCAGACCCUGAGGCCUACGACGGCGGGUUCACGAUCCCUCACGCCAGCAGCGACUUGUGGUCUUUGGGGAUACUUUUGUAUGAACUGUUUACAGGCGAAACAUAUCCAUAUGGAGAAAUGAAUGUGAAAGGCGUGGAGGACCCCGAUAUGGCGCUAGCUGCAUGGCUUAUUGAUAAUGGGAUAAGGUCAUCUACUCUUAAACCCUCUCUAGAUGCUGCAAAUAUACCAACUAGGUGGCAAGAGCUUAUUAUGAGAUUGCUGGAGCCAAACAGGAGACAUAGAAUAACAUCCUGGGAAAUAAUGGAGGAAUUUCCUGACUUAGUACGAAAUCCAGAAUAA
This is a messenger RNA of Eimeria mitis, 1263 nucleotides long. Its product is annotated as Rhoptry kinase family protein ROP25, putative. The record is from RefSeq and is a predicted model, not a curated record. Gene Ontology annotation, cellular component: nucleus; cytoplasm. Gene Ontology annotation, molecular function: ATP binding; protein serine/threonine kinase activity. NCBI's taxonomy places the organism in Eukaryota, Apicomplexa, Conoidasida, Eucoccidiorida, Eimeriidae. Gene Ontology annotation, biological process: protein phosphorylation; mitotic DNA damage checkpoint signaling.